AUGCCGUCCCCACGGCGCUUGCGUCUCCUGUGCAUCGUCGCCGUUGCCGUUCUUUUCACUCUUCUCUUCACAUCCCGCCUCCGCCAGGCCAGCGAUACCGAUGCAAACUCUAUUCAGGGGCUUUACCACAAGACUAGGACCGCCAUCGACAGAGCCCGCGCUGAUGGGCAAGCCGCCUUGCAGAGAUCUAAAAAUGGAGCAGCCAAGGGGCAUCUAACUUUGGACAAGGAUGCCGACGGUGAUAUUGAUCAAGACGACGAGGUUUUUGCCCAAGAAAUGUCAGACCGCCUGAGGGCCGCCGAGCAAAAAGCCAAAGAUUUAGCAAACUCCAAGUCGCCCAACAAGCCCGACGCACCCAGACACAUUGUCGGUGUCGGCAGCUCCGCGGGUGGCCAGACUGCAAAGAAGAAGACAACCAAGCCGGCACUGGCCGAGGCGGAAGCAGAUGAGAAGUCAAUGGUGGCGACGAGCGAGGACAAGGAAGCCAAGGCAGAGCUCGACACAAUACUUCGAAAAUCCCCAGUUGUCAUCUUUUCGAAAUCAUACUGUCCGUACUCCAAGCGAGCCAAGGGCAUACUGUUGGAAAAGUACAGCAUACAGCCAGCCCCGUACGUCGUCGAAUUGGACCAGCACCCCCUCGGCCCACAAAUCCAGCAGAUGCUGGGUGACAUGACCAACCGGAAAACCGUGCCCAACAUUCUCGUCAACGGCAAGUCCAUCGGCGGUGGAGAUGAGAUUACCGAGCUCGACGCCUCCCAGAAGCUUAUAACGACUGUCAAUUUUUACGGCGACAAGCACAUUACAAUGAAGGAGCGCUUUCCCGAAAAGGAGGCUGCGGCAUGA
Pyricularia oryzae 70-15 is the source of this 843-nucleotide messenger RNA. Its product is annotated as glutaredoxin-C4. Gene Ontology annotation, molecular function: glutathione disulfide oxidoreductase activity. Gene Ontology annotation, biological process: cellular response to oxidative stress. The transcript is spliced from 2 exons. The coding region runs from base 1 to 843 and encodes 280 amino acids. Lineage: Eukaryota; Fungi; Ascomycota; Sordariomycetes; Magnaporthales; Pyriculariaceae. Gene Ontology annotation, cellular component: cis-Golgi network; fungal-type vacuole; cytoplasm. The record is from RefSeq and is a predicted model, not a curated record.